AAAAAGGAAGCGAUAAAUAUCAGAAGCGUGUGUUUUUGAAGAAUUCGAUAACACAGGGAAGGUGAAGAAGAGGAUCCACAAUUUGACAAAGGUCGUGUACCGUAGCGCACCUAGAUUUACAUCUUCUACAACUACGCCUAUCCCUUCCUUUUCUCUCUCUUCUCCAAACUUCCUAUUAUUAUUAUUAUUCUUCCCACCAUUUUCAGCCCUUUUCCCAAUCUUCAAUUCAAUUUCAACCACCAUGCCUCCUCUUCAUACCCACCCCACCGAUGCCCAACCUAAACCAAACCCUAAUCUCCUUUCCAUCUUCCUCAAACCAAUCAUCAUGCUCCUUCUCACCUCCCUCUUCUUCCUCUUCAUUGGCUUCGCUGCUUUUCUCCUCCUCAACCUCUUCCUCCUCGCCGGUGCCCUUCACCGCCUCCGUUUCCGUCCCACCCCCACCCUCCCUCUCCCAUCUCCCUCCGACGCUUUCCUCCCUCGUGAAAUCAACAAACUCCCUAACUUUCGGGUCACUAAAGGAUCCGGACCCGGACCCGAUUCACGUUGCCCCGUUUGUUUGGACGGUUUUCGUAACGGACAGUGGUGUAGAAAUCUCGCUAAUUGCGGUCAUGUUUUUCACCGUAGAUGUGUUGACACGUGGCUUCUCAAAGUUGGCACGUGUCCUACUUGCCGUACACCCGUUCGAUCAAACCCUAGACCUCAAGAUUGUAUUGUAGAUGCACGGAGAGAAGAAGGUUCUUCACAAUUUUGGAAUUGCUCUGUUAAUACUAAUGCUUUGACCAUUUUAUAGCUUUAAAUUUUAGAUCCUUUACUACAGUGUUCGUGCAAUGGCCUCUACAAUUCUCAGAUUUAAAGAGAUACACCAUGCAGUAGCCGCUACAAUGUUAAUAAUGAGACAAUCCAGGGUUGACCAACCACUAGCAAAAGAUAACGUGUGAUGUUUUGGACAUGCUUACAACAUUUUAAGUUAAAAAUGGAUCUGGAUUAGCGCAAGUGAUUGGGUCAUGAUUAUGACAUCCGUAUCUGAAUGGGGAGACCAUCACGAUAGAUAAUGUAGUUAUUUCCUAUUGAUAUUUAUCAUCAUUGUGGCGACUAUGAAAGACAAGACAAAUUGGUAGUGCUUAUCUAAUUUUAGGAGAAUUUUAUGAAAUGUUUAAAAAUUAACAUGUUUUAGUAUUAUUUAAUAAAAUUACCAAUAAUUAAAUGAUGUCA
This is a messenger RNA of Cicer arietinum (chickpea), 1212 nucleotides long. RefSeq names its product RING-H2 finger protein ATL56. The record is from RefSeq and is a predicted model, not a curated record. Lineage: Eukaryota; Viridiplantae; Streptophyta; Magnoliopsida; Fabales; Fabaceae.